UAAAGUAGCAUAUGAAGGAAAUACUCAAGUUAAGCACCUCAAAAUUGUAAAUAAGUACAGAACUUGUACAGAGCUCAACCGUUGCUAAAAAGGAAAAGGAUUGUAGGAAUUCCUGAACACCGGACAUGACUUAACUGUACAUCAUGAGCCGUGGCCUGCAUUUACUCUUCCUGAUUGGCUGAGUAUUCUAACAGCGGUCUGCAUGUGUUCCUCUCGUUACUUUUCUGUAGCAAAAGAGCAAAUAUAUCUGCGCGGUGUUACUCCGGCAUGGAGCACUUUCGGGAGUUUGAGAAAGAACAAAACCAGAAUUGGUUGAAAGGUGUUGUGGCGUUGUUGUGUCUUCAGAAGCCGCUGGAGCGGUUCAUCGAUGAGGAAAUUGGGAUUUUCCACCGAAAGCUGGGCGACGAAUGCGGCGAGAUACCGUGUGUGAAGAAUUGCAAUUUCAAUAACUGGAAACCGCAACCGAACCAGAGUCCUCCUCUAGAUUGUGAGGUGUGUUCCUCUUGGAGAGAUUCAAUAUUGGCCAACCACACCAGUCCGCGUGGAAAGGUGAUGUGGAUGAACAGUAAGCCCGACCGGUGGUCCCAAGAUAAAUGGGAAGUGGCUAAGGUGUACAUGUCAGAUGGUCAUAAGAACCAUAAUUCCAUUGGGGACUUUGACAUUGCUGCACUUCUGUGUCUCAUGAAACAAUGCGAGCACUUCAAGAAGUUUAAGCUCGGCGGAUUGUGUGACAAUGUUGCCAACGUCCGAAACAAUAUUAUGCAUGCAGCAUGUUUCCAGUUGAAGCAAGGGGAUUUGCUCGAUUACUUUAAUCGAAUCAGAAAGCUUGGUGAGGUGCUGGAACAACAUGUUCCUGAAUUCAAAAGCAUGUCUAAAGACAUCGAUGAGAUUCAGAACCUUGACUGUAGAUUGAUGUUGCCUGACGACAUGGCGGCUCAGAAAAUUCAGGCUGAAAAAUUUCAAGAUGAAAAACAUCUGGAGGACAUACUUUUUGCUGUUGCGCAGGAGGCAGCUGAACAUCAUCUCACCAGGAUGAAGCUGGAGAAGCUGGAGAGACAAAUUGCUCAACAAGAGAACAUGCCUUUGACGGACUACUACGCUCUGAUUCAUCAACCACGUGGUUUGUGUGUGGUCAUCAAUAAUGAGUACUUCCUGGGAACCCUGCUGCCAAACCGAAGAGGGAGUCAGGAGGAUGUGGACGCUCUGAGCACAGUGUUCACGCUCCUUGGCUUUACUGUGUUGGUGCACAACAACUUGACUGCAGAAGCCAUGCGACAAGAACUACGGAUGUUGGGCUCACGGGAUUUUCUGGAUGAAGAUGCGUUGGUGGUGUGCGUGCUCUCCCAUGGAGCAAUGGGAUGUGUCUUUGGGACCGAUGAGCAGAAGGUGUCCUUAAAAGAACUGACCCUGCCCUUCACCAGCAGGGGAGCACCCACCUUGGCAGGGAAGCCCAAACUGUUCUUCAUCCAAGCGUGUCAGGGAAGCGACUACCAGAAAUUAUAUGCGCCAUUUCCCCUGAUGUCAAGACAGGAGGAGGUGGUCAGGGAGAGCUUUGAGGAGGUGGUCAGGGAGAGCUUUGAGGAGGUGGUCAGGGGGAGCUUUGAGGAGGUGGUCAGGGGGAGCCCCCCGGAGGCCGACGCUCAUGGUGUCUUCAGCGAAAUGCCAUCUUGGGAUACCGACUUCCUGCUGGGCAUGGCCACUGUGUCGCAGAGCAUGUCGUUUCGAAACAUUUCCACAGGCUCCUUCUACAUCCAGGAGCUGUGCACGCAGUUGAGGAGGUCAGCAGAAAGCUCGGAGAAGGAUGAUAUACUCGCUGUGCUGACACGUGUGAACAGGGAGGUCAGCAAUAGAGAGUUUCUUGUAUUCAAACAAAUUCCAGAGCCCAAGUACACCCUCACCAAGAAGCUCGUUCUUAAAUAUGUGUGA
Molecule: messenger RNA, 1926 nt
Organism: Anarrhichthys ocellatus (wolf-eel)
Lineage: Eukaryota; Metazoa; Chordata; Actinopteri; Perciformes; Anarhichadidae
Product: caspase-8-like
Exons: 10
Coding region: 268-1926 (552 amino acids)
Biological process (GO): proteolysis
Molecular function (GO): cysteine-type endopeptidase activity
Source: RefSeq, a predicted model, not a curated record